Molecule: messenger RNA, 1594 nt
Organism: Ceratitis capitata (Mediterranean fruit fly)
Lineage: Eukaryota; Metazoa; Arthropoda; Insecta; Diptera; Tephritidae
Product: FACT complex subunit SSRP1
Exons: 3
Coding region: 87-1442 (451 amino acids)
Source: RefSeq, a predicted model, not a curated record
AUGAAAAUUUCUUAAUAAAACGCAACGAAGUUCAAACAAAAACAAAUCAGAAAAAUCAAAAAACCUAAAUUUUGGCUCGAAUAGCUAUGGAAACACCUCAGAACACUACUGCUAGCAAAGAUUUUCAAGUGACUGGCGUAUCUCGAAGUGGACGCGUACGCAAGAAAUCAUCCAAACUACUCGACUUUCAAUCACCAGAUGAAGUGGAGAAGAAACUUAAAAGGGCGGCAAAACUGCCAACGCGUAACGGUAAUGUUCGCGGUAGAAACUUAUUGGGUGGUGUUGGUCGGCCUCCUCGUAGAUCACACUUGAGUGUUGGCAGUGGUUUAGGUGGUGAUAUAAGUGAUUUGGCUGAAGACGAUAACGAAUUACAUGACGACAUGUCUGACAAUGUUACAGACGACGAAAAUUUCGGUGAUAACAAUAACCCAACAGGUGAUUCUGAUGAAGAUCUGAAGGAGUUAGUGGCUGGUAUUGUUGAUGGCGAACAUCCAGAUAGCAACGGCAAUCCAGAAUCGAAAGUGCGCCAAAGCUUAUAUAUGACAGAGAAGGCGAAUAAACGUAGAGUGCUCAAAGAUGGUCGUGUAGUGACAGGGAAAGUGGAAAGAAAGGAUAAAGGCAAGACUCGUUACACCGCGUAUAGCAUGUGGGCGAGAGAGUUACGUAAAACGGGCAAACUAGGCAAGGGACAAGACAUGGAUUUCUCAAAUACUGCGAAGCGUCUGGGUGAACUAUGGGCAAAUGUUUCAAAUAAAGAGAAAGAUUCGUGGCGACGUAAGGCUAAAGUUCAGGCCACUAAAGCGAAAUCUCGUGAGCGUAUAACGCCUGCUCCUACGAGUCCAUACCAACCAUAUUUCAAGCCCACAACAAGUAGAACCAAAAAGUUGGCGGAUGAAAGACAACAGACACCGCAACCAAUUACUCCGGUAACAUCAAACAGAAGUAAGCCACGUGGUAACUCCGUUUCUGUUACUUCUAAUACAGGCGAUUCUCCAACCACCGGCUUAACUACAAAACGUAGACGGAAUAAUAGCCUUAAUCGUGGUAGUGGCCUCAAUAGCAACGAUCUCAACACGUAUGCGCUCAACGCUGGCAACAUCACAAUCAACAACAAUCUUACAAAUAUAACAUCCGUUGCCUCACACACGACAAAUUCACACAACAAGAAGACUUCAUUGCCAAAUAUUGAACCCAUAGAUACGGCAGCGCAUCUCAAAUUACUCGGCGAGAGUUUAACCAUAAUCGGAGAACGACUUAAAGAACAUGAAGGUCAAAUCGCCGUUUCAGGUAGCCUAUCCGUAUUAUUAGAUAGCCUGCUCUGUUCGUUGGGCCCGCUUUUAUGCCUUACAACACGCAUACCAGGCCUAGAAAGAAAGCCACAAUUAAGCGAGAAUCUUACGGCGACGCUGGACAACAUUGCAUACGUCAUGCCGGGCCUUUAGUGCAUUGGCUAGAUACUACUUAUGCACGAAAUCUAUUUUAUUUGCUAUAUAGUUGAUCUUUUUUUAGCUAGUAAGCGAUGCCAAUGCAAGGCAAGUGUUGUGAGAAUGUAAGCGAAGAAAUAAAAGUUUAUAUAUAGGUUUUAACUUACAAA